UAAAUCCACUUCUCUCUCACCAUCUCACGUCCGAUCUCUCCUCUCUGAGCUCUCAUCACGAGUCAACCCCUUUCUCCGUCGAAAUUCGCAUGCUUAAACUCUGAGAGAAGAAGAUGACUAUGACGGAGGAGAAACCAACUUCCGACGGCAAAGGAGGUUGGGGUUUCUUCAAGAUUCCAUUUCGUAACUCAAGCGGUCACAGAAACGCCGCUUCAAGUGCUGCUACUUCUCCGUUUCCAUCUGGAGCUUCUUCUUCUUCUACUUCUUCUCAUCUACAUAACCAUCAUCAACAUCAUCAUCAACAUCACCAUCAGCACCAUCAUCAGCUUGGUUAUAACGGUCCUCACGGUGAUGGAUCGGGUCAAAAUCAACAUCCGACUCCUUCUCCUUCAGUUUCAUCUGUUGCUAAGUCUUUUCUUCCUACUAAACGAAGAUUGAAGCUUGAUCCUUCUGAGAAACUCUAUUUUCCUUAUGAGCCUGGGAAGCAAGUUAGGAGUGCUAUUAAGAUUAAAAAUACAAGCAAAUCACAUGUAGCCUUCAAGUUUCAAACAACUGCGCCGAAGAGUUGCUUUAUGCGUCCACCUGGUGCUAUUCUUGCUCCUGGAGAGACUAUUAUUGCUACUGUGUUUAAAUUUGUUGAGCCUCCUGAGAAUAAUGAGAAGCCAAUGGAUCAAAGGAGCAGAGUGAAGUUUAAAAUCAUGAGCCUGAAGGUGAAAGGUCCAAUGGACUAUGUGCCUGAGCUGGUAUGUUGAUCUUCUGAUCUUAUCUAUUAGCUGAUCUUUGAACAUGAAAACAGUAGUAACAUAUCCGAAUCCAGAUAGAACAUAAGAUAUUGACCCAUCUCUAAAACAUAAGAUAUCAAUGACUAGACUAAGAAUGUGUUUUGGUCUGAGUAGAGGUUUCCAGUUACCUUUUAAGGCACAAACAUAUAACCAAGCAUUCCACUGAAUGCUGUUUCCAUCUAAAAGACAUAUCGAUUGCUUUUGUUUUUGUUUUUUUCUCAGUUCGAUGAGCAAAAGGAUGAUGUCUCUAAGGAGCAAAUAUUGCGUGUGAUUUUCUUGGAUCCUGAGCGCUCCAACCCUGCAUUGGAAAAACUGAAGCGUCAAUUAGCAGAAGCGGAUGCAGCGGUGGAGGCACGAAAGAAACCUCCAGAGGAAACAGGUCCAAAGAUGAUUGGAGAAGGGCUUGUGAUCGAUGAAUGGAAGGAGCGUAGAGAGAGAUAUCUUGCACAGCAACAAGGCGAAGGAGCUGACUCUGUCUGAGAGACUAAAAGAGUUUUCUCAGGACAAAAACAAGUGCGCUUGUGAAGAUGAAGAAGAAGGGACCGCUAUAUUGAAUUUAUAUGCUAACUUCUAGAUUCAUGAUGCAAUAUAUAAGGAUCAUGCUGGUAAAAAAAAAAGACAAUGAAGGAAACUUUUUUCAUGUAAAAAAGAAAUGUAAACUUGGGUUUGAUGAUAAUGAAUUGUUCAUGUUAAGGACU
Molecule: messenger RNA, 1480 nt
Organism: Arabidopsis thaliana (thale cress)
Lineage: Eukaryota; Viridiplantae; Streptophyta; Magnoliopsida; Brassicales; Brassicaceae
Product: PapD-like superfamily protein
Exons: 6
Coding region: 114-752 (212 amino acids)
Cellular component (GO): endoplasmic reticulum membrane
Source: RefSeq, marked reviewed